This is a messenger RNA of Caenorhabditis auriculariae, 7738 nucleotides long. The record is from the annotation of a GenBank genome assembly. NCBI's taxonomy places the organism in Eukaryota, Metazoa, Nematoda, Chromadorea, Rhabditida, Rhabditidae.
AUGGUGAAAGCUGGCGUGAAACCAAAACCAAAGAAGAAGGUGAAGACGGCAGGUGUUAAAAAAGGAGGAAAGAAGGUUGUAAAGAAGGAAAGAGCCAAUCAGGUAGUUUUUUUCUGUGUACGUUGUAUAUAAAUUAUGUUUCAGCUCGUCACGCCAAUCAAGAAACGUCUUUCGCAAUUGAAUCAAGAAUGGGUACAGAAAAUCGAGGAGAAGCGGAAGGAAAAAGAGCUCAAUCAUAUAAUGCGGGUCAGCGACGAGGAUACGAAAGAUUCUGUGUGUACCGAGUCGUCGUUCGGUAGCCAGCCGGCUCCUAAAAAGGAGAAGAAGAGGGUAAUUUUAAAUAGGAUCGAUAGAAAUUAAAAGAAAUGUUUUCAGGUUUCAUUCUCUCGUCAAAAUCACACAAAAACGUUCGAAUCCUCGACUCCAAUCAGAAUCAACGAAGGGUCUUUCCCUGAGAGGAAAGAUUUCUCGACUCCGGUGAAGGGGAUCCUGUCGAAGGGCUCUCGAAAAGAGGCCAUGAAGGAAGUUAGUGGAUGACUUUAUUCACGGAUAGCGUGUAAUGGAAAGAAAGCUGUUUUUACUCGCAUAAUUGUUAUUUUGUCACCUUUUUCAAUUUUCUAAUGGAAUUUCAUGAAUUAAAACGUCGAGGAGAGUCGGAAUUUGAGUGUUUUUUAUAAAUUCGCGGUGUUUGAGAGUAUUUUGUUAGGUCUUGCAAUGUUUCUGCGCCUUCUAGAAUUGAAAGUUUCAAAACGGACUGCUGAAAAAUAUGACGGGCUAGAAGAUAAUAAUUUGUCUCCAAUUUGAAGCCACAGAAAAGGAUCUAAUCCACUGAUUCAUCAACGAAAUUGUUUUUUCCUGUGAUAUUUUUGUUCUCAUUGUGAUAUUAAACAAUAAAGUUCAUUUUUGUAUCAUUUUCUAGGUAGUUUGAAGGCACAGAAGUAUUGUAUGAUCUAAAGUAAGGCGGAUAAAGGCUCGAGACCUUCUGUUUUCCACCUCUCAGCUUUAUUAUAAACUGAAUUUUAGGCAAAGUUGCUGAUAAGUGAGCCCUCCAACGAGAAAAAGCCACCUCUAAAGCGGAGAAAAACGGAAAAUGAAGAUUUUGCCGAAGAAAAUAAGGAAAACGGCCCAGAAACAAACGAGGCUUUCAAAACGAAGAAAAGAAUCUCGAUUCGGGUAAUUUUCAAAAAGUGUAUUUGGAAAUGGAAAUCGUGUUUUAGGUGACGAAAAGCGUGAAAGAACAGCUCCUGCAAAUGAAUAAAAAGGAUCGGAAAGCGUUUUUGCGCACUUUGCACGCCAAAAAGAACCCGCAUCUGGAAGCGGCGGAGAAAAGCAAAGCGUUGUGGGAGAAAAUUCGAGCGUUAGUUGUUUUCAAGGGUUUUUAUCGAUAAUUUGAACAAAACCCGGAAUUUCAAUUCGAAAAUAUUUUUUUCUCACCAAGAAAGUAGUUAUUUUGGAAGUUAGAUUUGUUUCCCUUCAUUUUUUGAUAGUGAUCCCUAGAGGGAUUUUAGUUCUCAAUGAAUAAGCAUUAUUUGAAAAAAAUAAAUUGAUCAAGUCUGUCCCUUUUUAACUUUCAAACUAAUACAAAAAAAUCAAGAAAUCCUGUAGAAGCCACUUGAGCUGUACGGGCUAGUGGGUUAGAUCCUAAGCCCUAUAAAAAAACUAAAAAUUUUGCCCCCUACACACGAAAAAAGCUGCAUUUUUCGCCAUUAAAAUAAUUGAUCAAAAAAAUUUCGAUUUUUUUGCGAAUUUUUUUAACUUUCUGUCCCCUCAAUUAUGCAGCUCUUACUGUGAAUUUUACCAAAUAUAUCAAAAUUUCAGAGAAAAAACGCCAGAAUCGGUUAAGGAAAAGUGCAUCACGGAACUGGUCGGCCUUGUGAAGGUUUGAAAAAAACUGCUUGCCAAAUAGAAGUGAAAAAUUUUCCAGGGAAUCGCAAAAAAUUUGAUCUACGCUCAUGACACUUGCCGAGUUAUCCAAUGCUUGGUGAUGACCGGCCGUGAAGGAAUUAUCAAAAAUUGUAUUUUUAUCAGAUUUUAUCGGUUUGUAAAUUUUUUCUGUUUUAGUGUUCGAAGAACUGAAGCCGGAACUGCAGACGAUGGCCAAGAGCACAUAUGCGAAGUUUUUCGUCCAGAAACUCCUGAAAAAUGGGUAUUUGCAUAGGAAAAAUGCCUUCGAGUGGGAGAACUUUCAUAUUUUCAGGUCAAAAGAACAAAAGCAGGAAAUUUUGGACAAAUUCAAGGGCCAUGCGUCUUCGAUGUUGCGGAAUUCGAACGCGGCAAAGGUGAAUUUUUAGGGAAUUUUUAAGAGAAUUUCGGGAAGAAAUAAGGAUUUUUUUGAUUAUUUUCUACGAAAAAAAUUGAGGAUUUUUUUGAAGUAGGUUAGGUAAAUUCCUGUUUUUUCAAAAUUGAUGAUUCAUUUUUUUCAAUAGAAAUAUUGUAGAAAAAAAAUGAGAAAUUUGUGAUUAAAUCCCACGAAAAAAAUUGGGGGCGUUUUUGAAGUAGAUUUAGAUAUUUCCUUGUUUUUUUAUUGAAAUUAAAAAAAUUUAUUAUUAUUUUUCUUCGUUUCAAUAGGAAUAUUGCAGAGAGAGAAGAAAUUUCUGAUUUGAUCCUACGAAAAGUUGGGGAGUUUUGAAGUAGAUUUAGAUAUAUCCCCGUUUUUAAUUGAAAACUUCUUUUUAUUUUCUUUGUUUUAGUAGAUUCCUGCAGUUAUUUUUCUAAUUCAUUAUAUAAAUCAUCUUAAAUUUGCUACAAGAUGAAUAAUUUUUGGAAUAUUUCUUUCUGGAGGGUUUAUAUACAAGAAUUAUGCCAAUUUUUUGAUUUUAUCACGUAAAUAAUGUCCUUGAAAGGUUAUUUCUCUGUAAAAUCGUUCGAAAAAAUGUUUUUUUUUGGAUUUUCUUGUUCAGACUUAGACAGUAUUUUAUUUUAAGAAAUUUCAAAAUUUUUUUCUCGAAUUUUUUCGCCCUGAUGCUGUCCCAAUUUUUUGAAAAUCUUCCUGAAAUUAUAAUCUUAAGAUUCUGGAAUUCGCGUACAAUGACGUGGCCAACGCCGCACAACGUGCGGAUAUCAUGUUCGAAUUGUACGGACGCGAUAUGACCCGAUACAGGGUUUGUUUUGGAAUUUAUGGAAACGAAAUUAAAAUAUUUUCCUCUCAGGAAGACUGCAAAGACCUCAAAGGUCUCCUGGAAAUCGCCCCGGAGAAAAAGACGGUCAUUAUCAACCACAUGGAAGAAAUCGUCGACGCCCUUGUUUCCAAGUGAUUUCGAGACAUUUUAUUAUCGGUAAAAUGAAGUAUUUUUGCAGAGAAACUGUUCAAUACUCGCUGACGCACCGACUCAUGCUUGAAUACUUUGAAAAUUGCGACGACGAACGGAAAACGAGCCUCCUCGGCUCGUUGGCUGACAAAAUCCCGCACAUGGUCCACACGCCGGAAGGCUCGAAACUCGCCAUGCAGUUGAUUUGGUUCGCCCCGGCCAAGGAGAGAAAGGUUAGAGGGGUGGAAAUUGUACAGGGAAUGAACAAAGACUAAAAUAGAUAAAUUAUUUUGACACGAUAGAUAAAUACGAAAAUAGAUAGGAAUAAUGCCUCAAUAAGAUCAAUUUUCUACUUUUUCCGGUCAAAAAUGUAGCAAAAUUAGGUUUUUUUGAUGUAAAGAGGCAGGUACAGCAAAACAUAAAAAUGAACUUUCAACUUCAGGGAGGUAGGUUUGGGUUCAUUUUUCUUGUUUUAAUUCCAGUUUUUGCGAGGUAGUUUCGGGUUUUAUUUGGGGAACUUCAGGGAGGAAAAAAAAUUGAUUUUUCGACACUUUUUUUGGUAAAUUUUGAAUUUUCGCUUUCUUUCAUUGGCUAAAUGAAUCGAAUGAUGCCCAAGGAGGAAUUUAGAGAGAAAAAAAGUGAAAAAUUAAAUUGCAAAAUGUCGAAAUACUGUUAAAUUUUCGCUUUUUACGGUCGAAAAUUUAGAAAAAGUUAGGUUUAAAUUGGGCAAGUAGAUCACUUGGCAAAAAACUUUCAACUUCAGAGAGUUAUUUUUCGGGUUUAUUUUAGGGAACUUCAGUGAGAACAAAUAUUUUGGCUGAGUGUUAAUGGAAUAAGAAAGACAAAAAUAUUGUUCCCAUUGUAAGUUUGAAAGGUAGAAAGUAUUUUUGGUAGUUAGAACGAAAUAUUUUUGGUUGACUUUUCGAUUUUUUCAGUCAAUUUGCUGGACUUUGGAUCGAAUGAGUCCGAGAAGAAUUAUAGAGAAAAAAAGGUUUCAAAGAAAUUUACCAUUUUAGGAGAUAAAAUUUGGUUGGUAAAUUCUCCACAAGAAGAAAAAUUCGAAAAUUAAAGUUGAAACUGAAAAAUGGGAAAAAUUCUAUAUCAGGGAUGAUUUUUGGUCAGAUAAAUAUUUUUUUAAGGCCCAAAAGGCCGUCAUUCUGUGUAGAAAUCUUUAAAGCUCUCCGAAUUUCACUCAUUUUCAGCUGAUUGUGAAGAACUUCAAAGGCCUGGCUGUGAAGGCGGCUCUCGAACACUACGGUUACCGUGUCCUUUUGGCGAUUUUCGAUACGGUCGAUGAUACUGUUUUGGUCAAUAAGUACAUUGUUUCGGUAAGACUUAUGAAACUAAUCAAAUGAAAUUGAUGAAUUUCCAGGAAUUGGGCAAUGAGAUCAGCAAGGUGAUCGAGGACAAGUACGGGGAGCUCGUAAUUCGGUAUCUUGUUCACCCACGGGACGCUCGAAUGACUGGAAUGGCUCCGUAUGCCUAUUUGUCGAGGGUAACUUUUCAAUAAGAUGGAAAAUUGAAUGAAUUUGAUUUUUGUUCUACCAGUGAAAAUGUUCGAGUACAUUUUUUAUUGGUAACAAAAAUGGGUAUUUACAAAAAGGGGGGUAUAUAGGGCUGAAAAAUAUUAAAAGGUACAGAAAAAUGUGGAGUUUAGAGAUUGUUGAGAUAAGAAUGAAAUUUGGAACAUUUCAGAACCGUCCCGAAAUAAAUAGAACAUCCGAGAAAGGUAAAAAGAAAUUGAGAAGAUUCUGGGAGUUUCAGAAGAAAAAUCUUUACAAAUGUCCCCUAUGAUGUAAUCAUCAUCAGGAACUUUGGAAGUAUGAAGAACAACCGCCUUUAACGAACCAAAAAUCAAAACGUGUAGUUGAUCAAGCUGAAAACAUGGUCUUGGGGUCUUUCGCCUCGUUCUUUUGCGCUUUUUAGAGAACUACUCGGGUACGCGUUUCGAGUUGAAACUUUGGUGGCUUAUAGACCUGGGUAAGAGUACUUGGAAACAAGAGAGAUUAUCUACUAAACCCCAUAGACUUAUGAGAAAAAGCUUUUUGAAAAUGAACAGUUCAUGCGUGAAAUCUACAAAUUUCUGUUUUCCUCCUUCUUUUGGCUGGAAAAAAGUUUUUUAGAGUUUGUCAUAGCCGGAUUAUUCAAUGCGAUUGUAUUAAAAUAUAAAUAGGGUAAAAAGUAGUAUUCUGAGAGAUUUUCAGAUUUUCUACUAUUUUUUUCUCAUUCCUUUUUGGGGUUUAUAAAAAUUAAAGAUAGAACAUUCCAGAAAUUUAGAGACCCGUGGAAAACUAUAGAAAAUUCGAGAACAAUGUGAAACAUUUUAGAAAGCUAAAAAAUGGUUUAGAACAUUCUAGAAUCAGUAAUAAUAUAAACGUCAUCUCCAACAAUUUCAUAUUCAAUUCAGGGCGAUGGAAACCCUCACUCGAAGAAGCCCAGAGAAGACCGCUACCAGCAGUUGUACGAGGGAAUCAGCGAGGCACUCUACACGUUCCUCGUCGCCAACAUGGAGCAAGUUUUGAUGGAAUGGAGGAAAAAGACCUUCGUCGGAGCCUGCUUCGAGACUCCGAGUGAGUUUCUUUUCUCCAGAAGGCAAAUUGAAUCCAAACUUGGUGAAAUUUCAUGUUAAAUUGUAAACAAUGGAUGAGGUUCUUGAUUUUUAACGAUUUUAUUGGUUUUAGAGAAAAUCGAUUUUUAAAUAAGUUUGUCGAGAAGGAUGUAUGGAUUCUUAAGAAAAAUGGAAUGUCUUUCCUUUCGGAAAAAGCAAAUUAGGACCCCAUUUUGGAAAUCGCAAGCAAGUGUUCACUAAAAAAGUGAAAAAAUUACUUGAAGGAUCAUUUAAUGGAUCCCAAGCGUUCGAAAGGACAGGUUUCAUUUUGACCCCUCAGAGAAAGCUAUCGAUAUAAUCUUGAGAUUUUUCCAUCUCUCAGAUUUUUUUCAGUUUUUUUCGUAGCCUUUAAUAUGAAAUUUCCAAAAACAGGCUUUUUUUCAUUAUUUAAUCGAUUUUGAAUUUUCCAGCUGUCCACGACUUGUUCCCGCGAAAUGUGCCCAAAGAAUACCGGAUACCUUGCUACAAGGCGAUUGCUGAGAUCGCAAAGAGGGUAAGGAAUAGGGGAGAACAUUUUCAAAAUAUUCAUGGAAAAAAAAACGAAAUUUUGGGUAUGAUGGAUGUCUCGAUUUUCACAAAGAAAAUUAAAAAACAAGAGAAUUCAGAAUGAAAUUUGAGCCGUGUUAGUUCAUUUCAGCUUUUUUUUGAUCAACUAAUUUUUUAGGGGUUUAUCGAAUGAGGUGAUUAUGAAUUUCUUGAGCUUUAUUAUUCUGCAGCUGGAAAUCUCUACUAUCCGAUUUUCUGAGAAAUAUUACCACUUUUUUUCUAGGAGUUCGUUCCCAUGGACAAUCCUUUACACAUGAUUGAGGACCCAUCUGGAAAUUUCAUCUUGAUUGGACUUCUACGGUUGGUUUCUCCUAUAAAAUCGUCAACUUCGUUAUUUUUCAGUUGUGACAAGGAUUUGGCGGCUGAGGAACGACUUUCGACGGCUCUCGCCGAGACUUUGACGGACGAGGAGCUCGGCUCAUGGAUCGCGUGUAAUAAGGUGAUUGAAAAAGUUAUGAAGCGUGCUUUUUUGACUUUAAAUUUAGCCUUUAAACUGGCUCUAGUUUAGGAAGUAUCUGCGCUCCGUGGAUAAUCAGAGCUUUUGUUGUUCUUGGGAACUUGACAGUGGCCCCUAUAUUUUUUGACUUGAUAAUUAGGUUUUACUAAAGCUUGCGAAAGUGGUCCCUAUAGGUUUUUUAGUUAGCGGCCAUUAUAGGGGUCAUGCUAUUCGAUAAUUGUUCCGGACUCUAUGCGAAGAAACGUUUCCAUGAAAGACUGAAUAAAAAAGCUUUUUUUUUUUAAGGACAUGGGUAGACCCCUAUAGGGCCCACUUGAUCUUUGGGACCUUAGGAGCCAGGCCUUAAAUCCCUAUAGGCACCAACUUAAUCUCACCCCUUUAGGGACCAAUUUUUCGCCCCUAUAGGGUUUGUUAAGAGCGUUUAAGUGACCAAUUUAGUAGCGUCAUCAUUCUUAAGUGAUCCCUAGAAAUGCUCAGAAACGUCCGGAGCGAAUCCGAGUAGAAGCUUAGAAAAAAGAAAACUCAAAUGUUAGCGUUAGAGCGCAUUUUCUCUCUUUGUAGAACACUUUUGGAGAAGAUUUCCUUCUUUUUUUUCACAAAACAUGAAGAUCCCAAUGUAAAAAAAACAUUCAAGUUGCGGCGUACGGGCUAUACCUUGUAAAAUUGUUUUCUUUGUAAUAAGAAGUUUUACAAUAAUUUCGUGAUUUCCAGGGUUGUCACAUUUUGGCGAGGAUGUUCGACCUCGGAUCGCCCAAAGUCGUUUCCAAGAUCCGGAAGUGCAUCCACAUGAGGCGGCUCGAAGGCUACACGUUCGUUGGAGCGAAGAUUCUGCGCGAAAAGCUCAACGGCACUUAUAAAGAAGACAAACGCUCACAAUAA